GCCCAGGACUAAACAUCUUGGCUGGCUGGCCAUUUGCCACAAAGGACCCUGAGAAAUUGAUCUUCAAUGUGCUAUCAGGCACAUCAAUGUCAACCCCGCAUCUGAGUGGCAUUGCUGCUCUGCUCAAGGCUGCACACCCCAACUGGUCGCCAGCGGCAAUCAAGUCAGCCAUGAUGACCACGACGAAUGUUCUAAACAAUAAGGGAAAGCCCAUAACAGAAUACACCGGCGAACUCGCCAAUGUCUUCACAAUAGGAGCAGGCCAUGUAAACCCCACCAAAGCAACUAAUCCUGGCCUAGUUUAUGACAUUGAUAUGGAUGAUUAUAUACCUUUUUUUUGUGGUUUGGGUUACAGUGCCACGGAGAUACUGACCAUUACAGAAAAGCAGGUCAAUUGUUCUAAAAUAACUAGUAUCUCUGAAAGGGAUAUCAAUUACCCAUCUUUCUCUGUGGUUUUCUCUCCCUCCGGGCCUUCUUCUUUUAGCACUAAGAGGACAGUAACAAAUGUCGGAGCUGCAAACUCUUCCUAUGAGGUGGAAGUGGUCGAACCAAAUGGUGUGAGCGUGAAGGUGGAGCCUAGCAUGCUUUCAUUUAUGCAGGUGAACCAGAAGCAAACAUAUCAAGUCACAUUCUCAAUUAGGGGAGCUCAGCCUUCAUCUGUCUCUCAGGGUCAUAUAAAGUGGUUUUCAGGCUCCAAGUACCAGGUUAGGAGUCCCAUUGCCAUCUUUGCUACAUAAACAGAAAACAGGGAGCUAUAUUUC
Molecule: messenger RNA, 761 nt
Organism: Amborella trichopoda
Lineage: Eukaryota; Viridiplantae; Streptophyta; Magnoliopsida; Amborellales; Amborellaceae
Source: RefSeq, a predicted model, not a curated record